Aspergillus puulaauensis is the source of this 1296-nucleotide messenger RNA. It is a transcript of the gene pfa4, whose product is annotated as putative palmitoyltransferase with autoacylation activity Pfa4. Gene Ontology annotation, biological process: peptidyl-L-cysteine S-palmitoylation; protein targeting to membrane. Gene Ontology annotation, molecular function: protein-cysteine S-palmitoyltransferase activity. Gene Ontology annotation, cellular component: endoplasmic reticulum; Golgi apparatus; endoplasmic reticulum membrane. The record is from RefSeq and is a predicted model, not a curated record. NCBI's taxonomy places the organism in Eukaryota, Fungi, Ascomycota, Eurotiomycetes, Eurotiales, Aspergillaceae. Bases 1 to 1296 code for a protein of 431 amino acids. The transcript is spliced from 5 exons.
AUGCUCUGCUCGUCAUUUUCCAUCUCGCGGCUCGCGAUCCCGUCUGUUUGUACGUUGAUCGCGUUUCUGGCGUACACGUCGCAGUAUUUCUUCCUAUAUUUCGAGGAAGCGCCGCUCACGAAGGAUGAAGUAUGGAGAAUAAAUAUUCUUGCUACCUGCAUCUGGAUAUGCUACUACCGGUCCUGCACGGUAGACCCGGGACAUGUCCCUAAAGGAUGGGCGCCGCCAGAUCGUAAGCAACUCGAGGUGGAUCAAGCUAGCGGUCGUCAGCGAUGGUGUCGGAGGUGUGAGGCGUUCAAGCCGCCAAGAGCACAUCAUUGCAAGACGUGUGGGAGAUGUGUCCCAAAGAUGGACCAUCACUGUCCGUGGACCUCUAACUGUGUCUCCCACUUCACCUUUCCGCAUUUUGUUCGGUUUUUGUUUUACGCAGUGGCUGGGAUAGCAUAUCUCGAGAGUUGUCUUUUCCAGCGCGUUUCAAAAGUCUGGGCUUCUAGGAAUCUUCCCAGUUAUCUGGGGCCUAGUAUUGUACAGUUGGGCCAUCUGUUCGUUUUGUUUGUUGUAAACAGUUUGACACUAUUUGCCCUCUUUGUGCUUCUUGUCAGGACUCUCUGGUCGCUGGGGUCAAAUACGACCACGAUUGAAUCGUGGGAGAUUGAACGACACGAAACCCUGCUCCGACGAGCUCGGCAUUUUGGAGGCUUUCUACCCGGUCCAGGGGGGAUCAAUGUACGAAUAUCGAGACAGGAGUUCCCAUACGACAUAGGGAUUUGGUCUAACAUUAAAGCCGGAAUGGGUGGGAGUUUUAAUGUGAUCAGUUGGUUCUGGCCAUUGGCGAGGACACCUGACCGGAGUACUGGGUUGGAGUUUGAAGAAAAUGGAUUCGAAGACUCGACUGUCUCAUGGCCACCGCCAGAUCCCGAUCGCAUCCCUCUUCCGCCCAGGGCCCAGCAGAAUGGAUUCGCGUAUGGCGCCGCUGCAAAUAUGGGUCAUAUUGACAUCGAGGCGUUUAACCAGCGAAAUACGGCCGAUCUAAGACGCCGAAAAGCCCAUGCCGAAGUUGAGCGCCGCAAGCCGUUCCAUGCAAGGUUCGACGAAUCUGCGAGUGACUCCUCAGAGAACGACGGGGGUGUCCCCGAUCAUGGCUCCGAUAACGGCGAAGAAUCCUGGAGGAAUUCUGAGGGUGAACGCCUUCGCGACUUCGGUGUUGAUGAAGAAGCAGAAUUUUACGACGAGGAGGAUAUUCCUUUGGCCAUGUUGAUGCAACAGCGAGCAGAGCGACAACACCAUUCGCAUUGA